AUGCGCUUCAAGGACAACGCGUUCGGCAAGGUAGACAGGCGCCUUGGGCCCUUAAUCACUGAAGAGCUCGACUACGCUUUAUUAGCCGUCGUGCGUAUCGUACAGCGCGAAUCGUUCGCAACCGACUUGUCUGCAGUAAGGAACUCCAAACGGUUGCCCUCGCGGAGCAAAUUAUUAAAUUUGUCGCCGAUAUUAGAGGAAGGCAUCUUGCGGGUGAGGGGACGACUUCGCCAUUCUAGUUUGUCGCACGAACGUCGUCAUCCGAUAAUCCUGCCAAGCUCUCAUCAUUUCACCGAAUUAGUAAUACGUCACUCUCACUGUCUAACCCUGCACGGAGGCGCGCAAUUGACUUUGGCACACGCGCGUCAGCGUUUUUGGAUCCUGACAGGACGGCAAGCAGUUCGAAGGGUCAUACGGAAAUGCGUUCGCUGCUUCAGAACGCGACCAACUACUACGGCUCAGCUUAUGGGAGACUUGCCCGUUCAUCGAGUCAACCCUCCUAGUCGACCAUUCAUUGCCACUGGUGUCGACUACACAGGCGCAAUAGAGAUUAAAGCAGCGCGUCUACGAGGCACUAGCUUUUACAAGGGAUACAUCGCUGUGUUCAUUUGUCUCGCAACCAAGGCGGUGCAUUUGGAGGCGGUGACAGGUCUCACCACGGAACAUUUUUUGCUGGCUCUGGACAGGUUCACCGGGCGACGAGGAAUGGUUCAGCACCUUUACAGUGACAACGGUACCAACUUUGUUGGUGCAGACAAUGUAAUGAAGACGGUGUACGGUCAGCUUCAAGCGGAUUACGAGAAGCUCAUCGCCCCCAAGCUUGCAUCGCAGCGCACAACAUGGCACUUCAAUCCUCCUCUGUCACCUAACUUUGGUGGGCUUUGGGAGGCCAAUGUAAAGUCGGUUAAACACCAUCUAAAGAGAGUCAUUGCAGAUCGUCGGCUUACCUACGAAGAGUUGUCUACGGUGCUCGUAAGCAUAGAAGCGUGUCUCAACUCAAGGCCGCUUUGUCCUCUCACGGCUGACCCGGACGAUCUAGAAGUGCUCACCCCAGCGCACUUCCUCAUCGGAGACUCAAUGCUGGCGCCGCCGGAAUAUCAACCACAAUCCAGAUCCUUCGCAGAGCAGUUCCUCAUCCAGCAGACGAUGAUACGACAUUUCUGGAAGGCUUGGAGUCGUGACUGGUUAGCGCAUCUUCAGCAAAGGCCAAAGUGGUGUCAGGAGACCGAAAGCUUUCAGCUUAACGACCUUGUCAUUAUCAAGGACGACAGGUUCCCCCCAUCGCAAUGGUUGCUCGGGCGUGUUAUGGAGGUGCACCCAGGGACGGACGCACUGGUCCGGGUGGUGACAGUUAGAACUAAGCAGGGGCAGCUGAAGCGAUCCGUAGCAAAGCUCUGUCCUCUGCCAAUCCGCGCCUAA
Molecule: messenger RNA, 1419 nt
Organism: Drosophila rhopaloa
Lineage: Eukaryota; Metazoa; Arthropoda; Insecta; Diptera; Drosophilidae
Exons: 1
Coding region: 1-1419 (472 amino acids)
Biological process (GO): DNA integration
Molecular function (GO): nucleic acid binding
Source: RefSeq, a predicted model, not a curated record